This is a messenger RNA of Pocillopora damicornis (cauliflower coral), 1087 nucleotides long. Its product is annotated as synaptophysin-like protein 1. Gene Ontology annotation, cellular component: membrane; synaptic vesicle. The record is from RefSeq and is a predicted model, not a curated record. Lineage: Eukaryota; Metazoa; Cnidaria; Anthozoa; Scleractinia; Pocilloporidae.
AAGGAGCGGAUUUGCAGGCAGGUGUGUAUGGACUGUAGUGUGCUGGAACAUAUUUGAUCACUUGUUCUUCUCUUGUCCAAAAUGAACAUGAAGCCAAAUAUCGAGAUUCUGAAGGAACCUAAAGGGUUCAUUAAAGGCAUUGAGCUGGUCAUCACCAUAUUUGCCUUUGCCACGGUGGCUGGUUUUAUAGGUCAGGCUGAAUUUAAACUUAAUUGCAUAGGAGUAUCAAAGACACGACAAGUUUCUGUGGAUUUUUACUACCCGUUCAGUGAGAUGAAAGUAUAUGUCUCAAAGAACGAGCUCUGCAUAAAUGACACCGAAAUCAAGCCAUAUACAAUGGAAUUGAAAUACAAGUCUGAGGCAGAGUACAUUGUCUUCACUGGUGUAGUGUCCAUGUUGUUCGUCAUUGUGGCUCUUUUUUACUACACCUUUUUUGAAGAUCGAGCCAAAGAAGCCACCUCAACUGAUGUUGGUUAUUUUUCGUUUCCAGUUGUGGAUUUUGUCUUUACUGUUGUCCUGGUCAUCUUUUGGUUUACCAGCUCCAUCGCAUGGGCAGCUGCAUUGUCUGGGCUUAAAGAUGCUACAAGCGAGACAACUCUAUUUGACACAGUUGCACUUUGUAAGGUUCAAGGCUGUCAAUCAUUCAAUGGAGCACGAUAUGGAUCUGCUACUGUGGCUGUGGUCUUUGGAUUCCUCAACUUUUUUGUCUGGGGUGGCAAUCUGUGGUUCCUUUUUAAAGAAACACCAUGGCAUAGUCCUCGCACUUCUGGAAAAGGUGCAGAGAGUGUACCUCAGGAGCCUCCACGACAAGACAUUCCCUCUGCUCCAGAAAUUUAAUCUCUUUUCUCAGCACUGCAAGAUAAUUUGUCUUCGUGUAUUACUCUGUCAUCAGGCAUUCGUCAUAAAACAUGUUUUGGAUAAUACUUUUGAAACUUUACUACUUAGUCAGUUUUGAAGUUAAAGGGUUUUUGUAGACUAUUUUGGUCUGUAAAGUGAUUGACAUAGCUGCUGUUAUAUGUCAAUUAAUAUGCAGUUAUUGACUGAGGUAAAGGUCCUGAUAAAAAUAAAUAUAUGUCUAUAUUAUUAA